GCCGCUCUCCCCGGCACCAUCGCCUGUCCCCGGCUCUGCGCCUGCUACGUCCCCACCGAGGUGCACUGCACGUUCCGGUACUUCACAGCCGUCCCGCCGCACAUCCCUCCAAACGUGGAGCGCGUCAAUCUGGGUUACAACAGCUUGCUUAAACUGACCGAAACGGAUUUUUCUGGCCUGGAGAAACUGGAGUUGCUGAUGCUGCACAGCAAUGAGAUAAAUACAAUCCCUGAGAAGGUGUUCCGUGAUUUAUAUUCAUUACAGGUCUUAAAAAUGAGUUAUAACAAGGUCAGAGUACUGCAGCAGGAUGUUUUUUAUGGUCUAAAAAGCUUGGUACGGUUGCAUAUGGACCACAAUAAAAUUGAAUUUGUAAAUCCCAAUGUUUUCUACGGACUCACAUCACUGAGGUUGGUCCACUUGGAAGGAAAUUUACUUAAGCAGCUUCAUCCAGAUACUUUUGUCACCUUGCGCUAUAGCCAAAUAUUUAAAAUAUCCUUCGUGAAGCACAUAUAUUUAUCUGACAACGUGUUGACUUCGCUACCACAAGAAAUGUUUUCCUACAUGUCUGAGCUAGAGAGCAUUUACCUUCAUGGAAACCCAUGGUCCUGUGAUUGCAAUCUACAGUGGUUUGCAGAAUGGGCAAAAGAGAAACCAGAUGUUAUAAAGUGCAAAAAAGACAGAAGUUCCAGUGCUCAGCAAUGCGCAGUUUGUGCUACUCCCAAAAAUCACAAAGGGAAAAGCUUAGUGGAAAUUCCUUCUGCAUCUUUAACCUGCACUAAGCCAGCCAUACAUGACUCCCUGAAAUUUAAAAACCUCACCAUGCCAGAUGAUGGGGAUUUCAGUUCCGUAUCGCCUAAGGACUUCAUAGCUCCUAUAGGAUCCAUGGUUUUGAACAUGACUGACCAAGCAGGAAGUCGAGGUAACUUGGUUUGCAACAUCCAAAAACCUAAAGAAAUGUCUCCCGUCUCAUUUGACAAAGAUGGCAACAGCACAGUACUCAAAACAUCAUUCUCAGCAUUUCUUGUCUGUGGCAUUGACCAUGAACAUAUUCAGCAGCUAUGGAGCAUACUGGCACUGUACAGUAAUUCUCCCUUAAAGCUGGAAAGGAACGUCCUAGCACCUAACACGCCUUUUUACAAAUAUAAACAAAUCUACUCUGAAAAAGAUGAACUUUUUACCAAUAUAGAGGCUGAACUGAGAGCUGAACCAUCUUGGUUAAUGCAAAGCAAAGUGUCAUUACAGCUAGACAGGACAGCAACCACACUGAACACACUGCACAUCCAGUACUUCACGGAUGCUCAGAUUAUUUUGCCCAGUGCUGACAAAAAACAGGCGAGAAAUAACUGGACCAUCAUCUCCAGGGACAACAAAACACAAACGGAGCACACUGUUUUAGCUGGGGGGACCGUAGAACUGGAAUGCCAAGCAAUUGGAGAACCAGCUCCUGCAAUAGAGUGGAUAUUGGCUGAUGGAAGCAAAGUUAGAGCUCCUUACGUCAGUGAGGAUGGAAGAAUCAUAGUAGUUAAAACGGGAACAUUCACCUUACGGACAGCUGAUACUUUUGACACUGGGCUUUAUCACUGCAUAGGCACAAAUUACAACGAUGCAGAUGCUCUCACGUUCAGAAUUACUGUGGUCGAUCCUAACGUGGAAGACAACAGUGUAAAUGGAGCCCAACUUUCUACAUUUGUUGGCAGCACACUCUACCUUCCCUGUACAUCCACUGCUGUUCCAGAUGCUGCCAUUAGCUGGGUGCUACCUGAGCAUGUGAUUCUUCAUCAUUCUGCAAGAAACAAGCAUAUUUUUGACAACGGUACCUUAAGAAUACAAAGGGUAACAGAGCGAGACAGUGGCUACUUUAGAUGUGUUGUGGCCAACCAGUAUGGUGUUGAUCUUCUGGUGUUCCAAGUGCUAGUUAGAAAGGAUGAAACCACUCUAAAGAAAAAGCAUGUAGGUGUGGGAGAAUGGGAAGAGGGCGAUGGCUCUGGCAAUGCAAUGCUGGCCUCUGCCACUAGGCAGAAACAUCCUUUAGCUACUUUGGCUACCUUGACAGCUAAUCGGGAAUCUGCUGCCUCAACAUCCAGCAAUCGGGUCGCACAGAGUGCAUAUAAAAGGAACAGCUAUGGGAAAAUAACUUACAGGCACUACAGGGACAAAAUAAGCAGACGGUUUAGAGGACACAGAAGACAGUUUGCUUCCUCAGCUAGGAGAGUUGAUCCACAGCGCUGGGCAGCCUUCUUGGAAAAAACGAAGAGGAACUCGGCAUUGAUGGAAAAACGAGGAGAAGCUGCAACGAAACCACCUAGUCAAGUCCACAAGCUCUCAAAAGUACCUGGGGAUGAGGAGGAAACAUCUGGUGAUUUCAUAUCUCCAGCAGAAGAAUUCAUGAUACCAGUAACAGGGACAGCCACUGUAUCUACUCUGGGGAGAGCAACAGAAAGCGUGAUAACUGCAGGGCCUGAGACGACCGCGAAGGCAGUAACUCCCCUGCCCUCUCCUUUUUCACAGCCUGUGUCAUCUGACAGCAGAAGACCACAAACAUCUCUAAACCCUACAAUUACAAACUCAUGGGAAAGAUCUGAUUUAAGUCAAAUGCCAGCAAAUGGUAUAAACCAAUCAACUGUAUCAAAUGGAGCAAAUAGAACAUCUACACUCUUCCCUGCUGGGCAAAGGUUGGUAUAUUCUGGGGAAAGUAAUAACCAGCAUUUAAAAUCUAUAUCUACAACACCCACGACAGAUGUUCCGGACACCAGCAAGUCUGUAACUUCCCAAAACGCAGUGGAUGACCUACAUGUUUUUACUGAGUCUAUUGAUAAGAUUUCCACCAAAGCAGAUCAUCAGAUAUCUGUAGUAACAGUCAGUGAACCAAGUCCUGAAUUUGGUCACAUUCAUUUUCAUAGCACUCAGAAACAAGUAACUCCUAAGCCACUGUUGGACUCAACUACCAUUACUCAUGAGCAAAUUCAGAUUAUUCAGGAUGUUACAACUCAUAUAGCCCAGGCCCAGCAGCAAUAUGGCAGACGAAGGAAGGUUUCUGGUAGGAGACAAAUUGUUAGACCAGGACGUAUUCCAAGUAUGAAAGAGCACAGAUACAAUUUUGGGAGGCCAGGAUCUGUCAGAGGAAGUACAGCUGUGGGUGCAGAUGUACAACUGAAUAAGAAAUAUGUAUCAACGUUACCCACCUUAAAUAAUUUUAGCAGCUCCAUCAACCCAUUUAGCCCAGAAGCACCUCUGUCCUCCCCCUCUACCAUGAAUAUGCCAUUGGAGCACCCAGUGGGUACUCAUCAAAACACAGCAUUCCUCAGGGAAGAGAAAAACAAAGCUGGUGCAAGGCAAAAAGCCACUACGACAGUCAUGCCUUUAAUUACAAAAGGUACCCAAGAUACUCCUCAAUGGAAAUUAGAGACCAGUGCUCCAUUUCAGACAAAUACUGAUAGAGCCCAACCUUUUAGUGUCACACAACCAACAACGACAAUCCAUACAGCUCAUAUGACGACAGAAGUUACACAUACCAUAAGCUCUAAGAUAUCCUCUACCCUUGAAUCAGUCUCACCCAGCAUUAAGCCUAGAACCUCAGCAAAAAAUUCUCAAAGAGGAAAGAUUAGUUGGGAACAUCUCUUUGGAAAUGGUGCACAAAAAGAGGUCCUUCCUCAGGAGCUACCAGAAGAACAGCCAGAUAGGUUUCUAUCAACAGAGGUAUCGACCACACUUCCUAAAACUACGGCAGCGUUAUCUAUGUCCAAAAUGGCUCCUUUGUGCUUUACGCCUGUUUCAACAGGUGGGAAUCACAGCAGUGGUUUCUUGUCUUUAAACAAACCCAUUCAUUAUGGCAAUGGUAAGUCAGAAGAACAUUCUCCCACUGCAAAACCACAGUCUUACUCUAAUCCUGCAACUGGUGCGACCAAAGAAAUGGAUGUAACAAGUUUGAAGCCAACAGCUGUACCUAUUAUUCCUCCUCAAACUGACACCAAAAUCACCAAAAGUAAAAUGUUCAGAGUGGGAAGAAAGAGAGGUCAGAGGAGGAAGAGGCCCCCUAAAACAUCCACUUCACAAAGCGUGAUUGCAGGCCACGGCACUGCAGCGAUUCCGGCGGUGAAUACAGCCACGCCUGUCCUGACAACGGUUAAAUCAUUAACUACGCCUACAAGUCUUACACCUGCAGAACCUCUCUCUGAGAGCGUAAGCGCAGCCUCGCUGACAGAAACGCCAGCGCUGUGGAUCCUUAACGCAGCAGAGGCACCUCGGCAUGUGCCUACAGCAGCCGCGCAGGCGCCAUCAGCCCCCGUCACACGGAGGGACGGCCAGCCAGCCACGGCACCACCCGACAGCCGUGCUGCCCAGAGCCCCACCGCUGCAAUCCAAACCACCCCACGCCUUUCUAAGCCUUCCGGCACCACGAGCGCACGACCUGCCACAGUCUGUGCGACGUCAGGGUCGGAACCUGCUCAGAAAAUCAAAGCCACCGCAAUGGCAGGUGAAAAAUCACACCCGAAAAUGGAGGAGAGAGUUUUUCAAGAAAACCUCGUAGCACAGCCCACAUUCCCAGCACGAACCGAGUCGGGUACCAGCGCUCCUGCUGCAACCACAGGCAUCGCUCCUCCCGGCGCCCAGCGUCCCGCCCCACUGCCAGCCCUAACAGCAGCUGUGCCACCUGCGCAGAGAGGCGGCACAUUGACCGUCAGUACACGGACCGUAGUGAAAGCGUCACAGGUCACGACUCCGUACGCUCCUCUGUGGGGAAGGGACAGGGACAGUUCUGUCAAAGGCUGGUCUGAAAAGAGACAAGAUCAAGAAACCACCACCACCAACCCUGUAGCCUUGGACUCUUUAAGCAGAAAUCAUUUUGCAAAGCCCAGAAUAAUUGGAGGAAAAUUAGCUGCUUUUACUGUGCUAGCUGAUUCAGAUGCUUUUAUUCCUUGUGAAGCUACUGGUAACCCCCGUCCAGCAAUACAGUGGACCAAGAUACCAUCAGGAACCGAUGCUCUGGAAAGCCGAGGUGAUGGCAGAUGGAUGGUGUUUGCCAACGGCACGCUCUCCAUCACCCGGGCGGGCCUGGAGGACCGCGGGCAGUACCUGUGCACCGCGGCCAACACGCACGGCACGGCACGGCUCCUGGUCACCUUGUCGGUAGUGGCCUACCCGCCCCGCAUCACUGGCGGCAGGUGGCAGCUCCUCACCGCUCACUCUGGAAAGGCCGUGGCAGUGAAGUGCAGAGCCGAGGGCAGGCCUCCUCCCACCAUCUCGUGGGUUCUAGCAAAUAAAACGCACAUCUCCGACUUUUCCGCAGGAAAUAACAAAGUUCACGUGGAACCAGACGGCACUUUAAUUAUCAAGGAAGUCACUGUUUACGACAGGGGCCUCUACACGUGCAUGGCAAAAAACCCAGCAGGCACCGACACGCUGGUUGUAAAACUGCAGGUCAUUGCGGCACCUCCCGCUAUUCUGGAAGAGAAGAGACAACGCGUUGAAGGAACCAUGGGGGAAGAUCUGAAACUCCCUUGCACCGUGAAGGGGAAUCCUCAGCCCACUGUCCACUGGGUCCUCUUUGAUGGCACGGUGGUGAAGCCUCUGCAGUUUGUAAACGCAAAGCUGUUCCUGUUCUCCAACGGUACCCUGCACCUCCGCAGCAUCGCCCCUUCUGACAGCGGGAAUUACGAGUGCAUAGCCACCAGCUCAACCGGCUCGGAAAGGAGGGUGGUGAGCCUCGUGGUGGAACACAGAGAUACGCUUCCAAAAAUAGCUACCGCCUCUCCGGAAAUGACUCAGUUGAAUUUUGGGGAUAAGUUGCUUCUGAACUGUACAGCGACUGGGGAGCCAAAGCCCAGGAUCAUCUGGAGGUUACCUUCCAAGGCAGUUGUUGACCAGUGGCACAGAAUGGGAAGUCGAAUCCAUGUCUACCCCAAUGGAUCCUUGGUUAUCGAGGCAGUUACGGAAAAGGAUGCAGGUCACUAUUUGUGUGUCGCAAGAAACAAAAUUGGAGAUGAUCUGAUACUGAUGAAAGUCAGCAUCACAAUGAAACCAGCCAAGAUUGACCAGAAACAGUAUUUCAAGAAACUGGUGCCAUACGGAAAAGAUGUCAGAGUGGACUGCAAGGCCUCUGGGUCACCCGCACCAGAAAUAUCCUGGAGUUUGCCAGAUGGGACGGUGAUCAACAAUGCGAUGCUGGCAGAUGACAGCGGACGCAGGUCUCGCAGAUACGUCCUCUUUGACAACGGCACUCUCUAUCUCAACCAAGUUGGAGUAACAGAAGGAGGAGAUUAUACCUGCUACGCUCAAAACACACUGGGAAGAGAUGAAAUGAAGAUACACAUCACGGUCAUGAUGGCAGCCCCUCAGAUAAAGCACAGCUACAAGACGUACAUUAAAGUGAGAGCUGGAGAUACGGCAUUACUGGACUGUGAAGCCGCUGGAGAACCCAAGCCAAAAAUAUUCUGGUUGCUGCCUUCUAGCGACAUGAUCUCCUCGUCGACAGCCAGGCACAUCCUACACGUCAACGGUUCUCUAUCAGUCGGUCAAGUCAAACUGUUAGAUGCCGGGGAGUAUAUGUGUGUUGCUCGUAAUCCUGGAGGGGAUGAUACGAAAUUGUAUAAACUGGAUGUUGUUGCUAAACCACCCGUCAUAAACGGUUUGUACGUGAACAAAACAAUCAUGAAAGUGACAGCAGUGAGGCACUCAAAGAAACAAAUUGACUGUAGGGCAGAAGGGAUGCCUCCCCCUCAGAUUAUGUGGAUCAUGCCUGAUAAUAUUUUCCUAACAGCUCCCUAUUAUGGGAGCAGGAUUGUAGUACACAAAAAUGGGACACUUGAGAUUCGGAACAUAAGGCCUUCUGACACAGCGGAUUUUAUCUGUGUGGCACGUAAUGAUGGGGGAGAGAGUAUGUUGGUGGUGCAGCUGGAGGUAUUGGAAAUGCUAAGGCGACCGAUGUUUAAAAACCCAUUCAACGAAAAAAUAAUAGCAAACCCUGGAAAAACUACCACACUGAACUGUUCUGUGGAUGGGAACCCUCCACCUGACAUAAGCUGGAUGGUGCCUAACGGCACAUGGUUUUCCAGCGGCAUCAAGACUUCCCACUUUCUCACAGGAAGCAACGGUACCCUGACCAUCUACAGUCCCGACAGAGACAAAGCGGGAAAGUACCGCUGCGCUGCCAGGAAUAAAGUCGGCUACAUCGAGAAGCUGAUCAUCCUGGAGGUUGGCCAGAAGCCCAGCAUCCUCACUCAGCCAGCGGGGCCGGUGACGGGCGUUAGCGGGGAGUCGCUGUCGCUUCACUGCCCGUCGGAGGGGAGUCCCAAACCACACACGGCGUGGACUCUGCCGGGCGGCUAUGUGCUGGAUCGGCCGCAUAUCAGCAUGAAGCACAUACUGCUGGAAAACGGGACGCUGGUUAUACGAGAAGCCACCGUUCACGACAGAGGAAAUUACGUGUGUAAGGCUCACAACAGUGCCGGCGAUGACUCUGUAACCGUCCCCGUCGUUAUCGUGGCCUAUGCCCCGAGGAUUACGAACAGACCGCCGCACACCAUACACACCAUGCCUGGCGCAGCAGUUCAGCUCCACUGCAUAGCGCUGGGAAUACCAAAACCAGAAAUUACCUGGGAAUUACCUGACCGCUCAGUACUCUCUACAGCUCACCCGGGCCGAGUGUCUGGGAGCAAAGUGCUUCAUCCCCACGGCACGCUGCUCAUCCGGAAUCCCCGACCCUCGGAUUCUGGCGCGUACAAGUGCACAGCGAAGAACCAUCUCGGCAGCGACUUCACAGUAACGUACAUUCACAUCAUUUGA
Messenger RNA from Pelecanus crispus (Dalmatian pelican), 7782 nucleotides. Lineage: Eukaryota; Metazoa; Chordata; Aves; Pelecaniformes; Pelecanidae. The record is from RefSeq and is a predicted model, not a curated record.